AUGGAUCUCUCUGACCCGCAGACCCGCUCUAACCGCACUCGGCCCGGGUUCCUCCAGCCCGUCCAGCGGCUCCUCCAGGGCCGGUUCCUCCACGGCCGGUUCCUCCAGGGCCGGUUCCAGAGGUUCCAGAGGUUUCCGGGGGUCCAGCUGCUCCUCAGGGGGCUGUUCGGGGCGGUCAGCGGCGCAGCUUUGUUCCUGGGCGUGUCCCACAGCCUCCCGCUGACCUUCAGCCUGAAACUGGCAGCAGCGUUUCUGUUCGUAGGUGUGUGUGCCGCCGGCGCGGCGCUGUCGUCCUCCUUCAGGUGCUCCGUCCUCCUGGUGUUUCCCAGCAUGCUCGGCUCCCGCGGCCGCGCCUACUUGAUGCUGCUCAUCAUGUCGGUGCUGCACGCAGGUCCCGUCUCCAACAUCCGGCAGAACGCCGAGGCGGCUGCUCUGUCUCUGAGCUGCAACCUGGACCUGCAGGUCCGGCACGGCCGGUUGCUAUGGCGACACGCCAUCCAGCCGUACGUACGGGUCACGCAGGAGCUCAUGGACGAUAAACCCGGGUUUGAGUCUGAGGCUCGGAGCGCCAGCAGCAACUUCCAGAGCAUCAGAGACGAGGUGGUUCUUCAGUACGGAUACGACCGUUUCCAGCCCCAGCCUAGCGGGGGGAACUCCAGCACGCAGGAGCAGUUCAGCUCCAAGACCAGGAUGCAGUGCGACAGUGUGGUGCAGGAGGGCGUGCAGCGCUGCACCGACUGGUUCAGCAGCAGGUGGAGCGACUGCAUGGAGGCCAUACCCGUCCCCGUCAUCAACCACGUCUUCUGCUUCUCCAUGAAGUUCCACUUCCUGUGUGACGUCAUGAGAGUGAUGACUCCGUGGUGCAGAGAGAACAUUCCGGUGGAGGGAAACUUCGGCCCGCUGUUCGAUCAGCUCAACGUUUCUGUGGAUCAGCUGUCCAGAGAGUUCAGCACGGAGCUGCUGGUGGAGCAGCAGCAGCAGCAGUCGGUGCUGGACGGGUCUCUGCUGGACCAGAACUUCACUCAGGCCGUCAGGGAUUCCUUCCAGAACCUGAGAUCAACCACGGGACGCCUGGUGGGAAUCCUGCAGACGCUGCUGUCGCUCACCUUCAUCAGCAUGUUCUACCAGGCGUUCAGUUACCUCAGAUCGUAUCAGAGGGACAUUUGCUUUGACAACGUUUACAUCACGUCCUACUUCAGACGGAUCGACGCCCGCAGAAGAAGAGCAGGGAAGGUUUUCCUGCUGCCGCUCAGGAAGUCUGAGAGGAACCAGCUGAUCCGGCCCUGGAGCCCCCGGAUCCACCCAGAGGAGUUGAGACAAGUGGGGUCCGGUCUGGUCCAGGUCGUCUCCGUGUCUCUGCUCUCCUUCCUCCUGCUGGCCGUCGACUUCGCCGUGUUCCACGUCCUGGACAUCGUUAGUAGAAACACCAUCACCCAGUUCAACGUGACCAGUCACCACCAGGUAGACAUCAGAGUGGGCGGAGCCUCCAUGCUGGCCCGCCUCCUGAGGACGACCGUCUCCGCCUUCAACAGCUCCAACCACCUGGACAUCCAGACCGACAACCAGGCCUGCAGGUUCCCCCCCGCCCCCCUCCCUGCUGACGUCUACCUCACCUGUGUGUGUUGUCUCCUGCUGCUGCUGAUGUUCAGCUUCCUGCAGGUUUACAGCAGCCGCCUGAGACGAGCCGUCACCGCCUCCUAUCACCCCAAGAGGGAGAAGAAGAGAGUGUUGUUCCUCUACAACCUGCAGCUCCACAGGAAAGUGUCUCGGGGCGACAGGAAGCGGGUCGUGGGCCGAGGACGGGCCAGGACGGUGUUCCAGCGUCUGAGCAGGUGGUGGCGUCACCUGCUGCCCCGUCACCAGCAGGGGGCGCCAGACUCGGAGGAGCCGCGCUACGCCUGUGGUUAG
Messenger RNA from Cololabis saira (Pacific saury), 1908 nucleotides. It is a transcript of the gene dcst1, whose product is annotated as DC-STAMP domain containing 1. NCBI's taxonomy places the organism in Eukaryota, Metazoa, Chordata, Actinopteri, Beloniformes, Belonidae. Gene Ontology annotation, cellular component: membrane. The transcript has 16 exons. The record is from RefSeq and is a predicted model, not a curated record. The coding region runs from base 1 to 1908 and encodes 635 amino acids.